AUGUCAAGUAUUCCGGAAGAGAUUUACCAUGAGAUUCUUUUGAGUUUACCAGUUAAAUCGUUGCUGAUAUGUAAGUCUGUUUGCAAGAAUUGGUAUUCCCUAAUCUCUACUUCUGAUUUUGUUCAAUUGCACCUUCAUUUUACUACCCAGAGAAACAACCCUAUUCUCAUGCUUGAAGGUUCUCCUUCUGAUAAGGUACUUAACUUCAUUGGCUAUGAUUCAUUGGCAUCAUCAGUGUGUGAAUUUGAAGAUGCUGCUAUUGAAAUGCAUUACCCAUUUAAAUCUUCUUUACAUUACCAUGUUCGAUUGGUGGGAUCAUGUAAUGGUUUGGUUUGCAUAUUGUUGGUUGACAAUGAUUUUGAGGGUUUUCUUUGUCUUUGGAACCCAGCCACAAGAGAAUAUAAGAAAAUAGCAAUACCCAGUUUUUCAAUUAUGAAUUAUGAAGUAGCUGCUUUUGGUUAUGCUCACAAGACUGAUGAUUACAAGUUGGUGGUAGGUUUUAUGGAAUCAGGUGCUCUUCUAAUCAAGGAUAGUACCCUAGUACAAGUCUAUACAUUAGCAUCAAAUUCAUGGGAACCUAGGCAAACUGUACCUUAUCAGUUUCCUUAUUAUAUGCAAAGACAUGGAGUGCUUGUUAAUGGAGACUUUCAUUGGUUAGCCAUAGCUCAGGAUAAGUUUUUCUUACUCUGUUUAGAUAUCAGUGAUGAGAGUUUCAAGGAACUGCAACUACUACCAAUAGAACUUUUGGAUCAAAAACAUAAUCCAUGUAUAAAUCUGGGAGUGUUGGAAGGGUGCCUUUGCGUAAUUUUCACCUCAUCUGUUAAUGAUGUUACGAUUCAUCGUGAAGUGUGGGAGAUGCUGGAUUAUGGAGUUCAAGAAUCUUGGACUAGACGUUAUAUCAUUACUCAUGAGAACAUUAUCAGAAACCUUUUUUUUUAUGUAAGUCCGUUGUGGUGUUAUGAGAAUGGUAAGAUUCUAUUCAUGAAUGCUGGCAGACUAGUUUUGUAUGACCCAGAACAUGGAAGUGCUAGAGAACUACAUGAACAUCGUAAUGUCUCCAGGCUUGCCGGAAAUUACAUUGAAAGCUUAGUUUCUCUCAAGUCUGGUACUUAUGUUGGGGGAGAAGGGAGAAUAGAGGAAUUAAGAGAAACCUGA
Papaver somniferum (opium poppy) is the source of this 1155-nucleotide messenger RNA. RefSeq names its product F-box protein CPR1-like. Gene Ontology annotation, molecular function: protein binding. Bases 1 to 1155 code for a protein of 384 amino acids. The transcript has a single exon. NCBI's taxonomy places the organism in Eukaryota, Viridiplantae, Streptophyta, Magnoliopsida, Ranunculales, Papaveraceae. The record is from RefSeq and is a predicted model, not a curated record.